Messenger RNA from Misgurnus anguillicaudatus (oriental weatherfish), 1250 nucleotides. RefSeq names its product transmembrane inner ear (gene tmie). The record is from RefSeq and is a predicted model, not a curated record. Gene Ontology annotation, biological process: sensory perception of sound; inner ear morphogenesis. NCBI's taxonomy places the organism in Eukaryota, Metazoa, Chordata, Actinopteri, Cypriniformes, Cobitidae.
AGGGUUGUAAAUGACACCGGGGCUAUUAAUUAAUUAAUGGCCUUUAUCCGAGAGGCUCCGCUCUGAAGCGGAGAGUGCAGUGUGUCCGUGGAGAGGUAAAAGCCUGGCAGUAUUUUGGACAGGAAGAAAACAGAAUGGCUUUAAUGUAGGGGAGGCGGUGGCCGUUUCGCUUAGAGCGACUAUCAAUCACCUGGACUAUUGUGGUCCUGCGCAGUUUUCCAGCAGAAAGGAGAGAAAGGCGGAGGGAUGAGACGGGGAAGAAGAAGAGGGAAGAUGGCGACCGAGGGGCCUACGCACCCACCACCAACCCUCGUCCCGUUGCUCAUGAGCGUGGUGGCCGUCCUCAUCUCUCACCACAUCUUCAAUGCCGCUGCCCAGAUCCCAGACCCCGAGCUCCUGCCGACAGAGCCUCCGAAAAAGCCGGAUCCGGUCACCUCGGAAACUGUGGUAUUUUGGGGUUUGCGAUUAUGGCAGGUCGUAGGCAUUUUCUCCAUGUUCAUCCUAGCGAUUAUAAUAACGCUGUGCUGCAUCUUCAAAUGCCGAAUUCCCCGAACAAAAAAAGAGAUUGAGGCUCGACAUGCACAAAGACUGGCAGCGAAAACUUACGCCAACACACUGGAGACAGUGCCGCCCCUCAAUGAGCUCACAGAGGUGCCAGGAGCGGCUAAGGUUGAGAAGAAGGAGGAGGUACCGACCGUGGCAGGAAAAGUUGAUGCAGAGAAGGGUACGAAGAAGAAGGACAAAGAGGGCAAAAAAGAAGGCAAGGGUGCGAAAGAGGGGAAAGAAGAGAAGGUGGAGGAGAAAAGUGAAGCCACAAAGAAGAAGGGUGAAAGGGGAGAAAAAGGAGAAAAGGGAGCAUCAAAGAAAGAAGCAUCAGAUGGAGGGAAAGGUAAAAAGGGGGCUGGAGACGAAAAAGAAGGGAAAGCAGGUGGAGCCAAGGGCAGUGCCAAAAAACCUGCAAAAAAGUGAACAUUUAGUCACCUUAGAGGAAUAGUUCACCCUAAUAAAAAAUCUGUGUUUAAUGGAAGAAAGUCUUUUGAGUUUGGAAUAAGGAAGUGAAAAUUACAAUUUUCAUUUCUGGGUGAACCUUUCCUUUAAUGAAGUGUGCUAAACCUUCAUUAGCCAUUUUUUCACUGAACAAUUUUUUGAUGUUUUUUUAAAGUAUUUUAUUAUACAUUAAAAUGUAUUUACAUUUGUGAAAAUUGUAAAUUGUAAAUAAUUAUGCAAUAAAUUAUUCUAUAUUAAUUGUG